Symbiodinium pilosum is the source of this 846-nucleotide messenger RNA. Lineage: Eukaryota; Dinophyceae; Suessiales; Symbiodiniaceae. The record is from the annotation of a GenBank genome assembly.
GUGUUGGAUCCACGUGAUGAGACUUCAUAUGUUCACCGUGCAGCAGGAGAGACCUACGGUGGCUUCACAAUUGUUGCUGGCAAUUUCACAAGCCUGCAGCAAACCGUGCAGAUGUUUCCAUCCGGCAUUACAUUGAUCGGCGACGCAUUCAUCCCAAAAGACUUCUCGGUCAAUGAGCUCUAUAUCCAAGACCUGCACUCGCAGCGGCCGGAAAUGGGUUUGGAAUAUGCCAAAAGCAGAGCGAAGUCGCACAUGCGGCAGUGGGAAGCCUUCGAGCGAUGUGGGCAAUUGUUAAGCGGUCCUGUGAGCCAUGCCAACUACACCUUGAGAAUGCGUGAUGACAGCGCAGUGAUGGAACGCUUUGAGCCGCGGAUGCUGCAGAGGGAGCUGCUGGACGACGGGUUCUAUACUCCAGACUGUGCUGGCUAUGGAGGCAUCAAUGACAAGGUUGCCUUGAUCAAGGGACGAGGAGCUGCACAGACAUAUUUUUCUCUCCUUCUGGACACCAUGCGCAAUCGCUUCCAAGAGGUGCACCAGCGCCUGAUGUCGGAAAACCCCCGGCACUGCAAUCCGGAAAAUGCCCUCAAAGUCAUGUUGGAGCUUGGCCUGAUGAAGAUUACGCGUCUUCAGCCAGUCGCCCUGCCGAUCAUGCCCUCGAAAAAUCUGCGCAGGGAUGGGCUGACAAAUCUGUGCUUCUUCAACGGUGAUGAACACUACCGUCAAUGUAUGCCAGAACAUUUUCAUGAACGCUUUACAUCAUUUGCGACUGCUGGGUUCAGCAUCAAGAAGUACGCGUACAGCGAGAUCCCAUCUUUCCUGUGUGAGGACCGUGCCUUUGGCUAUUAG